Messenger RNA from Osmerus eperlanus (European smelt), 2000 nucleotides. It is a transcript of the gene tymp, whose product is annotated as thymidine phosphorylase. Lineage: Eukaryota; Metazoa; Chordata; Actinopteri; Osmeriformes; Osmeridae. Gene Ontology annotation, molecular function: pyrimidine-nucleoside phosphorylase activity; 1,4-alpha-oligoglucan phosphorylase activity. The coding region runs from base 250 to 1614 and encodes 454 amino acids. The transcript has 10 exons. Gene Ontology annotation, cellular component: cytosol. The record is from RefSeq and is a predicted model, not a curated record. Gene Ontology annotation, biological process: pyrimidine nucleoside metabolic process; pyrimidine nucleobase metabolic process.
CUUUCCAACGAAGCACACUGACCAGCACCAGCAUCAGCGUCAGGGCGCAAAAACGUACAACUUUCAAGAAUAAAAAAAUAAAAAAAACUUUUAGACAAUUUAGACUAAAUUAAUUUAUUCCUACAAUACGCUUUUAUUUCCAAAGCGACGAAAAGAAGCUCGCCAAGGGGAAAUACACGUCUGUAGGUUUUUAGCGAAAGCAAAAGUCAGUUGUGUCACGCGCACCUGUGAGACCGUCCGACCGCGGAGAUGUCGCAUGUACAAACUUCAGCCACUUACCAGGAGCUGAUCCGGAAGAAACGAGACGGGGGUCAGCUCACUCAGCGGGAGAUAAGAGACUUCGUGCAAGGCGUCAAGUUGAAGACCAUCCAAGAAAGUCAAAUCGGGGCGAUGCUGAUGGCGAUCUGGCAGAAGGGGAUGGAGACAGAGGAGACUCAUGCGCUGACGAAGGAAAUGAUGCUAUCGGGGGAAGUGAUGUCAUGGCCAGCGGAGUGGGAGGGGCUUGUGGUGGACAAGCACUCCACGGGGGGGGUGGGGGACAAGGUCAGCCUGGUGCUGGCCCCCGCCCUGGCUGCCUGCGGCUGCAAGGUCCCCAUGAUCAGUGGUAGAGGUCUGGCACACACAGGUGGCACCCUGGACAAACUGGAGUCCAUCCCAGGAUUCAACAUCUACCAGCCAGUCCAGCAGCUCCAGAGGAUCCUGGCGGAGGUGGGCUGUUGCAUUGUGGGUCAGACGGAGACACUGGUCCCUGCAGACAAGGUUCUGUACGCGCUGAGAGACGCCACCUCCACUGUGGACAGCCUCCCUCUCAUCACUGGCUCCAUCAUCUCUAAGAAGGGUGCUGAGUCUCUGAGUGCGCUGGUUCUGGAUGUCAAGUUUGGGAGAGCAGCUCUGUACAAGGACCUGGCCAGCGCCAAGACCCUGGCCCAGUCCCUGGUGACGGUGGGGAACAGCCUGGGCAUGCGGACGGGGGCGGUACUUAGCCGUAUGGACGCUCCGAUUGGCCGCUGUGUGGGAAACAGCCUGGAGGUGAUCGAGUCUCUGGAGAUCCUGAAGGGGAGGGGCUCACACACCCUGAUAGACCUGGUCACCACCCUGGGUGGUCUGCUGCUGGUGAUGAGCUCCAGAUCCGCCAGUCUGGAGGAGGGGAAGAGGGCGGUCGCUAGGACCCUGCAGGAUGGCUCUGCCCUCGCCAAGUUCCAGGCCAUGAUGCAGGCUCAGGGAGUAGCCAAUCACGUGGCUUGCUCCCUCUGCGCCGCCCACACAGACUAUUACAGGGUCCUGAGACGAGCCCAGAACCAGACUGAGCUGGAGACACAGAGACAGGGCACGGUGUUGGACGUAGAUGGGAUGGUUCUGGCUGAGGUGCUGCACAGUUUGGGAGCAGGGCGUUCCAAGGCUGGGGAACCAAUUAAUCACAGUGUGGGGGCAGAGCUUCUGGUGUCUGUAGGAGAGCAGGUAGACAAAGGUCAGCCCUGGCUGCGUGUCCACUUUGAGAGCCCGGCUCUGAGUCCAGCCCAGACGCUCCUGCUGCAGAACAUCCUGACCCUCGGGACCCCCUUACCCCAGCACACACACACACACACUCUGGUGGCAGAAACCAUCCUUCCUUAGGAAUUUACACACACACACAAUCUCUGAACUCUCAGAUUUUAUAGUUCAGAUGUUAAACAUUUCUAGAAACAGCGGUGAAACUCAAAGUUCACACUGGAGGAUGUGGACCUAGCGUAAAACAGGACCCUUACUUUGAGGGCAUGCAGACAGACAUGCACACACACACUUCAACUACACACUAGACUAACUACUUCAUACUGAAUCAGGGGUGAAGUCAAAGAGGUCCAGAGACUAACAUCUUCUCCCCCCAAAUGUCCAAACCAUUAAAAUGUCUUGAUUUGGGGCGUCGUUCUUGUAUGUUUAACUACUACACAAAGUACUGACACUCCCUGCGGGAAGGAUAAAGGCAUACUUGUUUGUCCACUUUAAAAGCUUGAUGUUCUGUA